CUGUCAACUUGCUCCGCGACCGUCCGUCAUCGCGCUGCGAAAUGUGAAAAAAUAAAUUGCGUGUGUUUUGGAUUCGCGUACAGUCGGUUAGUUUUUCGGAUUUUACCCGUUGAAAAGUGCUCCCGUAUCCGCCGAAAAUCGCUGCAAACUGCGCCACGAUGGCCCUGGAACCGUUUGCAUGUUUUAUGGAUGUGGAAAAUUCCCGUUCGUACAUCGACGAGCUCUACUCAGAGGACACCUACAAGUGCCAGGAGGCGAUCGUGUGCCUGAAGAAUGCCGUCAUCGGGUCGAACAAGAAGAAAGGUUCCGUAAUAUCGCAGGGCAUCGUUCCACGCUUGAUCGCCCUGCUGCGGGACGAUACGAAAGAUCCGAACUUGCGCUUGGAUGCGGCCAUCGUAAUCGGAUCACUUGCCAAAGGAACUGAAUCUCAAGUGCACUCGUUGAUUUACUACGAGACGGUGCAGGUGCUGCUGAGCAUUGUGCUGAAUUCCGGGACGGAUCGACGGCUAAUGGAGACCUGUCUGGGUGCGUUGAAAACCAUUCUACAGUAUCCGUUUGCACCGAUCGAACUGCUGCACUGCAACAUUGGCAAUCUGGUGCGGUUGAUCCAGCUCGCUUCGCCGGAUAGUUCGAUCCAGUGUCAGGUGUACGUGGCAAAUAUCUUCGUCCCGCUCUGCCACUCAUCCCAUCAGCAGAAGAAUCUCUGUCAAGCAAACGUAAUUCCGUUCCUUGCUCGGCUGAUGAUCAGUCAGCUUACGAUCCUACAAGUACCUGCCCUCAAGUGUCUCGCGGCUAUGUGUUUCACGAACAAGUACGUUUCGGACAUUGUGUGUAUGACCUGUCACGAAGAACGAUCGAUUCUGGAUAUUCUGACUGGUCUCCUGUCGCGAACUCGGGACGUUCAGAUUCAGCUCUCGGCUAGCCGCUGUCUAACGUAUCUGCAUCGAUCCGGAUCACUACGGGCGGAUGACUACAGGAUCGUCUACAAAACCUUGCCCAGCCUGGCCAGGCUUUGCUCGGAGGACUUUGACGAAGAAACCCGCGCAACGGCCGCCGAAACCUUAGCCUAUCUGGCGGAAAUCGAUUCCGAACUGCAACGGCUAGCGGCUAUCAGUCACCACCUGAUCUGUUCGUUGGCCAAUCUGAUCCGAUGUCCGUCUCCGUUGUCCCGGCAGGGAGCAUUCCGAUGUUUCGCUUCCCUGGCGGCCAACGACGAAGACAUCCGCAAACGGAUCAUAGAAAUGGAUGGACUCAUGGAGGAAGUGCUCAAUGGACUGAAGGACACAUGUCCGGAGGUUCGCUUGUCUGCCGUCCGAUGUCUGCAUUCGCUGUCGAGGUCAGUGCAAUUGCUACGAACAACGUUCCAGGAUCACUCCGUGUGGCGUCCGUUGAUGGAUUUGCUCGUAGGAGAACCAUCGCUGGAACUCCUCACCGUGGUAACGUCGACGAUAUGCAACCUGCUGUUGGAAUUUUCUCCCGCCAAAGAACCCAUGCUCGACUCCGGAGCGGUGGAAAUGCUGUGCGAGCUGACGAAGCACAGCGAUCCGGCCCUGCGGCUCAACGGCAGCUGGGCACUGAUGAACAUGGCCUUUCAGGCUGAACAAAAAGUCAAAUCAAAAAUCAUCGACACGCUCGGAACGGAUCGGAUAUUCCAACUGCUGAGCGACGCGGACGAGCGGGUUAUCAUGAAAACCCUAGGCCUUUUGCGGAACCUGCUCAGCAAUACGUUGCACAUUGAGAACAUAAUGUCGGAACAUUCGUCGGAGGUGCUACGAGCGGUAAACCUGGUGCUCGACGGUCCCCAUCCGCCCGAAGUGAAGGAGCAAGCUCUAAUCAUCAUCAGCAAUAUUACGGCCGGGGCACGUGACAAGGACUACGUGAUGGAAGACGAGAACAUAAUCAAAAAGAUACGAGAAUUUUUGGUUGUGUCCGACAACAAGCUCCAGAUGGGGGCCGUGUUUGUGGUGAGAAACCUGAUGGAGAAAGGUGGCCGACAGAAGAUGCUGCGCGAGUCGGGCAUCCUGGAGAACCUCGAGCAGCUGCUGCACAUGACGCCGCGGGAUUCGCAGUUCUACGAAGAAUUGCUACAUCACACAGCAUACGGCAGGAGAUUUUAAGGUUCGACUUCGCGGACGAUCACUGAAAGAUCACAGCCCUCCUGAUCACUAUGGAGCCCUGAUGGAGCAACCUGCAAACGCAGCCUGUAUUGGAAAAAGGCACGUGAUCAUUUCAGUGGGAGAGAUCCCUACUCCCCAGUGUUUUAUAAUUGUUGACCACUUGUUGCAAAUUGUUUUUCAUGCUUGUUGUGGCUGUGUUUGUUGGUUUGGUCGUGUGUGUUUGUAUGUGUGCGCUUAUUGGUGGAUGUGGAUGUGUGUCGUGACAGAUGCGAAAGAUAUCAUAUCAUUUUGACCUUUGUACUGAAGUUAUAACAAAAGUUUGCAUUGCAUUAUUUGUAAGACGAUUGUUUAGUUUUUUUUUUCAAUUUUCGCUUGCUCAUUCUACCUCUUUGACAACCACGCGGUUAUCGCUAAAACUAUGAAUCGUACUAUAUUGGACAAUACAUUUGCAUUUUUUUCGAUUAUCCGUACAAAAUGGCCAACUUGAGAGGAUUAGAUCUUAGUUAUUUAUGGUUGUCGAUAAGUAACUGAGAGUACACCAAAGUUGAUCAUUUUGUAUGGAAACAAAAUUGCAAAUGUAUUGUCCAAUGCAGAAAUGGCACCAUUGCGUGUCUGCAAGGAAACAGUUCACAGUAACGUUGGCAUAAUAGGAAAUUUUGGAAGAAAUAACUAAUGAUGGGGAGUGCGAGUUCCUAUUUGAGGACAAUGGCUUGAAGCCAAACGAGAUACAUGUAGUGAGAUGUGUAUGUGUGAGUAUUUCCUUUGCAUAGCAAGCGACUACCCAAUAGGACUGCAAAAUUUUGUUAAGUUUAUUCUAAUUUUAUUAAUUUAUUCAAUAAACUGAUCGCGUUUCGGCAGGAUUGGGAACUUUAUGGGCUCGAAAAAUACGAAAUCAGAAGACUUGUGUUUUGUUUUGUAGCUUCUAAGUUUGUGCUUACAAAAUUUCGAUUUUUGUGCAUAAAUAAUCUACUGAUUUCGUAUAGCUAUCGUACGAUUGUAAUAAUCUAUGGGUUGCCCUCGGCCAAUGUGAUUGCGAAUGUGUAAAGAGGAAGUGUAUAAUAUAAGAGCAACGCAGAGAUUAUGAUUGUAAAUAUUUCACUAAACUAUGGCCCAGAAACUGUCUCUGAGAAAAUAAAUCCAUUCGUUCAAUCGAGACAAGGAGCACAGGGAUAACAAAAUUCCAACAUUAGGGAAACGAUUAAGAACUGAAUAGAGCAUCUUAAGUAAUGGGAAUGAAAGAGAGAGAAAAUGGACAGGAUCUUCCAGUGCAAUGGAAAUAAAACUAUGUACUAGGCACUACAAGUGUGUAGCGUCGGAACGCAUUUAUACAUACAGUUUAGCUACCAAUCAACCCAUCAACAAAUGUAAAAAAAAGAAAUCACCUCGAAAAAAUGGGUGCAAUUUUUGUUUGUUUCGCGCAUGCCGACGAUGCCAAAAUCGCCCGAUGACGAUGUGGGAAAGCCAAAAACAGCAUUGAUGAAAAUGAUGAUGUGCUUUAGGUUAAUGCGCGACUAGGAAUCGACGGGGUAAACUUUCAGAUAAAAUUGCAAACUGUUGUAAAGAAAAAAAAAAUAGAUCUUAUAAAAUUUAAA
This is a messenger RNA of Aedes aegypti (yellow fever mosquito), 3709 nucleotides long. RefSeq names its product armadillo repeat-containing protein 8. Lineage: Eukaryota; Metazoa; Arthropoda; Insecta; Diptera; Culicidae. Gene Ontology annotation, biological process: proteasome-mediated ubiquitin-dependent protein catabolic process. Gene Ontology annotation, molecular function: protein binding. The transcript is spliced from 8 exons. The record is from RefSeq and is a predicted model, not a curated record. Gene Ontology annotation, cellular component: GID complex. The coding region runs from base 159 to 2117 and encodes 652 amino acids.